Messenger RNA from Gaeumannomyces tritici R3-111a-1, 1179 nucleotides. RefSeq lists its product as hypothetical. Lineage: Eukaryota; Fungi; Ascomycota; Sordariomycetes; Magnaporthales; Magnaporthaceae. The transcript has a single exon. The record is from RefSeq and is a predicted model, not a curated record. The coding region runs from base 291 to 1022 and encodes 243 amino acids.
GCAGCACAACCCCUGUGCCCCUGCAUUCAGCGCCCAGAUCAAGUUCCAUCGUGUGUCCGUGCUGGUGGCUUUUGGUCGGACACUUGGAGCUCCAGCCAUUCUCGGGACUUGCGAAAACGAAGGACGUCCGGCAUGACCCGAGAGUGCACAACUUGGUAACCUGCUCGAGCGGUCUGUUGUGCCUGGCAAGGGACACUACCCACCUAUCGCCAGUGAUAGCCAAUUCAGCCCCAACAGCCUCCCUCAAAGCCCACCACCAGUCACCCCCAUCACACCACACAACAGCCAACAUGCCCGCCUCGAUCCCCCACGCCGAGCACGAGCGCACCGUGGCGCACAUGAACAAGGACCACGCGUCCGACCUAUCCCUCUACCUGCGCCACUUCAACGGCGUGCCCGAGCCCGACGCCGCCGGCGCCCGCCUCGUGUCGCUCGACCUGCGCCGCAUGACCAUCGCCGCGGGUCCCGCUGGCACCACCCACCACGUCCGCCUGCGGCCCGCCCUCUCGUCGUGGGACGACCGCCGCGCCGUGCUGAUCGACAUGGCCUGGGUCGCCCGCGCCGCCCUGACCGCCCCGGACCUGGUCCCGGACCUGUCCGCCGCCGGCAGCAGCAGAAGCAGCAGCAGCGCCAUCCGCUGGCCUGCCCUCGUCCCGGACCUGCUCAUCGCCGGCGCCGUCGGCUUCUACUUUGCCAGCUGCGCCCUGGUCUACUCGGGCCACCUGGCGCCCGGCUCCGUCGCCUGGGACGCCGUGGUCGCCUCGCGUUUUCCCGGUGGGCCCGAGACUUUCGUGUGGCUGGUCAAGCUGAUCGCGAUCCCUGUCAUUCUCAUCCACGUCGUCGAGGCCGCCGUCAUGUACCGCUCGCGCCUGCGCAGGCACGGCAUCGCCGUCGUGUCGCUGCCCGGCCUGUUCUGGCUCGGCUGGGCCUUUUUCGAGGGCCUAGCGGCCUUUCGCCGCUUCGACCGCAUGGUCCUGCAAAAGAAGCGCGAGAUCCUAGAGAGGGAAGCUAAAUCCCAUUGAUUUGGAGCUACUGGUUUUGCUGUUACACACCAUCUAUGACGAGUCUUGCAUGUUCAUGAGCACAUAGCCUGAGCGUGACGAAUUAAACAAAACACAAUGGUAUUAAUGACGAGCUGUCUCGGCAUGCAUUGACAUUCCGAGCCUCCUGCCCUGAGGC